Micromonas commoda is the source of this 1917-nucleotide messenger RNA. RefSeq names its product Multidrug/Oligosaccharidyl-lipid/Polysaccharide flippase. NCBI's taxonomy places the organism in Eukaryota, Viridiplantae, Chlorophyta, Mamiellophyceae, Mamiellales, Mamiellaceae. The transcript has a single exon. Bases 1 to 1914 code for a protein of 637 amino acids. The record is from RefSeq and is a predicted model, not a curated record. Gene Ontology annotation, cellular component: membrane. Gene Ontology annotation, biological process: transmembrane transport. Gene Ontology annotation, molecular function: antiporter activity; xenobiotic transmembrane transporter activity.
AUGCCGCGACCCGACCGCAACGCGCAAUGGGUGUCCACCCCGGCGCUACUGCGCCUCUCCGCCAGCGCGGCGGUCAUGAACGCCGUCGUGCCCCUCGCGCUGUGCCUGCAGGUGGCGCUCGCGGGCAAGAUGGCCGGGAGUUCGGUUCAGGCUGCGUUCGGGCUGGUCGUCGUCACCUGCGGCAUGGGCACGACCGUGUUCAACUUCCUCGUCGACGGCGUCGUCGCCAAGGUGGGCACCGCCAUCGGCGCGAGGCGAUGGGACGAGGCGCGCGGGAGGGUGCGCGCCGCCCUCGUCGCCGCGCUCCUGUGCGGCGGCACCGCGACCGCCGUCCUCCUCACCAUCCGGACGCCGCUCUUCGUCCUCUUCGGCGCCGACCGCGCGGUGACCGCGCGCGCCAGGGCGUACUACGCGUUCCGCGCGUCCGCGAUCCCCCUGCAGUGCGUCGCGAGCAGUACCAACGGGUGCCUGGGCGGCUACGGGCGCGUCCACGCCGCCACCGCGCUCGGCAUCGCCAGGGCCGCGGCGGAGGUCGUCGGCGUCGCCGCAGCCCUCGCGUCGGCCGACAAUGGGAGCGACGACGGCCGACGGGAGCGAGGCGCGAUGGUGGGCAUGGGCGUCGUGUACGCGGCGUGCGUCGCGAUGCACGCGGCCGUCGGCGUGACGCUGGUGGCGUGCCUGGUCCCUGACGGCGCGCGUUCGAGACUCGGGAUAUUCAGAGGGAUAUUCGGCGGGGCUUCGAGGAGAGAGGACGGCUAUCUCGAGGUCCCGGACGCCCCCGACGGCACCCUCGACGGCACCCUCGACGGCACCCUCGACGGCACCCCCGACGGCACUCCGUUCCUCACCGACCUCGCCGACUUUGCGAUGGACGGCGCGUCCAUGCUGAUCCGGUCGCUGUUACUGCAAGGGUCGUUCUUUUUCGCGAUGGUUUGCGCGAGUCGAAAGCUGGGCGCCACGGGUCUCGCCGCGCAUCACGCGGUGACGCAGCUGUGGAUGUGCAGCGCGUACCUGGUGGACGGGUUCGCGACGGCGGGGACGGUGGUUGGAUCCAGGCUCGUGGGAGCUGCGAUGGGGAACGAGUUAACCUCACCCGGUAGGGGCGGAAGAAGCGACGGGAGGACCGGGACCGACGCGAACGACGAAGCCCCCGGUGACUCACCGCCCGGUGACUCACCGGACGUUUCGUUCGAGGAUACGCUCGCGUCGCUGCGCUCGGUGUGCGCGCGUCUCCUGCUCCUGGCGGUGGUCGCCGGUGUCGCCAUCUGCCUCGGCUUCGUGUGGUGUCGCGCGACCCUCGUCCGAGCGUUCACGUCUGACGCCGCCGUCGCGUCCGCUCUCCUCGACGAAGAUCUUUGGCGUCUCCUCGCGUUUUCGCAGCCGCUCAACGCGGCGGUGUUCUGCCUCGACGGACUCGUGUACGCGUUCCAGGACUUUGGGUUCGUGCGCGAGGCGUUCGAGGUUGGGGUUGGGUACGUCUUCGCGCCGACGCUCGCGUGGGCGUACGGGAAAACACCCGCGACGCUCGCCGCGGUGUGGACCGCCAAGGUUGCGCUCAACUUGUGGAGGCUCGUCGCCUUAGGAGCCAGGAUCGCGGGUUGGUGCCUGACCCGCCGCGGUCUUCGAGCGGCGUGCGAGAGGCGGCGGGGGGGUGGCGGGACGGAGGACGGGGGCUGUGAGGAGGGACGGGGCGCGCGGGAGGGACAGGGGAGGGGGAGGGGGAGGGGGAGGGACCGGCGCCGCGGGAGACGCUCCGCGGACGUCGCCGAGGACUCGCCUCGGGGAUCUCUGCUGCGCGACUUCGACGAGUCCGCCGGGUUGGAGGAGGGAGUUGGGUCGCCCGCGACGUCGGCGGAGGGGUCGUUUCGCCACUGGCGGCUGCGCUCGCCCGAGGAGGGAGCGCGGUCGCCUUGAUGA